This is a messenger RNA of Ipomoea triloba (trilobed morning glory), 1161 nucleotides long. RefSeq lists its product as uncharacterized. Gene Ontology annotation, molecular function: DNA helicase activity. Gene Ontology annotation, biological process: DNA repair; telomere maintenance. The coding region runs from base 1 to 1161 and encodes 386 amino acids. The transcript has 3 exons. The record is from RefSeq and is a predicted model, not a curated record. Lineage: Eukaryota; Viridiplantae; Streptophyta; Magnoliopsida; Solanales; Convolvulaceae.
AUGCCACUUCCAAAUGAAACCAACAUCAGGUUUAUGGAAAACAUGUUGAUAGCUGAAGAGUUUGCGUAUGAUAAGGAAUCGUUGAAGAUAGAGCAUGAAACAUUAGUAACACAAUUGACGGAUGAGCAAAAGAAUGUUUACAACUCUGUGAUGAAUGAUAUUGAUUGUAAUGGAGGUGGACUCUUCUUUGUGUAUGGUUACGGAGGAACAGGCAAGACAUUCGUGUGGAGGACGUUAUCCUUAAUGAUAAGGAGCCGCGGAGAUAUUGUUCUAAAUGUUGCUUCAAGUGGAAUAGCAUCUUUAUUAUUACCGGGAGGAAGGACAGCGCAUUCUAGAAUUGCUAUACCACUCUCAUUGAAUGAAGAUUCCACGUGCAAUAUAUCGCAAGGUAGUGACCUUCCUGAGCUUAUAAUUAGGAGCAAAUUGAUAAUAUGGGAUGAAGCACUAAUGACUCACAAACACUGUUUUGAGGCUUUGGACAAAACCAUGAGGGAUCUAUUGAGGUUUGCCAUACCGAGUAGUGCUGAAAAGACAUUUGGUGGAAAGACAACAAAUUGCAAGGUAUUGAGGCUCACGAAAAACUUGAGACUAUGGAGCUUAGCUUCAAAGGAAGAUAGGCAGACGGUUGAUUGGUUUUCAAAAUGGAUUGCAAACAUAGGAGAUGGGAUAACAGGGGUUGUAAACAAUGGGUUGUCUGAGAUUGAUAUUCCGCCAAGCUCAUCAGUGUUUAAAAUGCAGCAGAAGAAGCAGUACUUGCAUGAGCUUCUGAGAGAAGAGCAAGAGCCCUUUCAGCUCAACACUUACAUUGCCGACCGGAGGUGUGAGAACCGCCGCCUUCCGUCGCCGCCCAAAACCUCUGUUCAGCUCAAGAAGUGCUCUGCUACGAAGCGCAGUCUCUAUAAACAUGCAUGUUUCUUCUCCUUCCAAGAUUCCUCCUCCUCGCCGGAUGUUCGCAAGUCUCCUCUCGCCUUUCCCUCGCCUCUCUCCGCUUCAAGAACGCCGAAUGGGCGGGUGAGGCUCAACGUUCCGGCGAGAACGGCGGCUUUGCUUCUCGACGCGGCCUUGAGGAUUCAGAAGCAGCAACAACAGGGUGAGAAAAAGGCGAGACCCCAGAUUGGUUUGGGGCUGUUUGGGUCCAUUUUGAAGCGGUUGAAGGACUGA